AUUGCCCAUUUUAUAACUAAAUAUUUUUCCUUUUUAUGUUUCAUAUUUAUCACUUCCUUACUCAUAAACUCACUUCCUGAUAAUGUAGUUGAAGACCAAACUACAGCAAACGCGGUAGUGAUAAUCUUUUCCGAUUCAAACUGCAGCCGUAAGUUAUUCGCCGUGUUAAUUCGAUAAACUUAUAUCGGACACCAUGUUCGAAGAAUCUGAAAACGUGACGCUUGGAUAUCUGUGAGUAGAGUAAUAUAAAAGCAGCCGAGCUUCUCCCAGAGAAUUAAGUUCCAAGUUCCCUACAAAGUUUCACCAUGUUGCGGUUCGUUGUGCUAUUCUCACUCUUGGCUGUCAGUCAGCAAUCUCCUUUACUGGGGAAUCUUCUCAAUCUCAAUCUAGACGCCUUACUCAACCUCGAUCUCAGUCCUGUAUUGGCCCUUCUUGGAAAAAUAAACCUGGACGUGGACCUAUUGUCAAGCGUAACAAACCCCGCGGACCUUCUCAAACGAUUAGAACAAAUCAAUUCUCAGGCAGAUGCAGCCCUCGAAAAUUGUUUAGCCAACUUGUAUGACGUCCAGUUGCUGGGCGACCCAUCUGCAUUAACUGCUGCCUUGAAUGAUUACUUGGAUUUGAACAAAAAUGUUGCAGAAGUUAAGAAACUGUAUCAGUCACUUAGUACAGCGAACUAGGGAACCAACCAGCCAACUGAUCACUCAACGCCCAAGGCUGUCGGUAAAUUGACGUUUUCGCCGAUAUCGAGUCGGCAUUACACGUCAACUCCAUUACAGCUAUUGUGAAAAGCUUUGAAAUUUAUUUAACGAAUUUACAUCUGCCUUCAUCAGAGAUGUUGCCUAAAUACUUACGACCAAUUGGAGGAUUUAUUAUUGAUUUUACUAUUCUAUCGGAAAAUAUGAAAGGAAUGCCUCGACCUGGAAAAACUCUUAUGUAACGAUUCUAAAAACUUAUGUUACUUAUAUUUGUAAAAUACGUUCACUUAACUGGUAAUAAGUAAAAUGUGUAUGAUCAUAA
Molecule: messenger RNA, 1020 nt
Organism: Athalia rosae (coleseed sawfly)
Lineage: Eukaryota; Metazoa; Arthropoda; Insecta; Hymenoptera; Athaliidae
Exons: 2
Coding region: 306-680 (124 amino acids)
Source: RefSeq, a predicted model, not a curated record